This is a messenger RNA of Hevea brasiliensis (rubber tree), 1042 nucleotides long. RefSeq lists its product as uncharacterized. Gene Ontology annotation, biological process: carbohydrate derivative metabolic process. The transcript has a single exon. Bases 282 to 881 code for a protein of 199 amino acids. Lineage: Eukaryota; Viridiplantae; Streptophyta; Magnoliopsida; Malpighiales; Euphorbiaceae. Gene Ontology annotation, molecular function: isomerase activity; carbohydrate derivative binding. The record is from RefSeq and is a predicted model, not a curated record.
AUUAAAUCAUCGAACCGAUCCGAUUAUUGUCAUCCAAACCUAAUUUUCGAUUUGGAUGAAUUUGAAUUGAUCGAUUCGGUCCGAUUAAUCUAUAAAGUGAACAGCGCUAAUUUCUAACAUAAUUCCUAUGUUGGAUUGUGCGCUGAUGUGGCAUUUUAGGACCAAUUGCAAGAGACUGGACGCUAUCGGUUGGGCAUCUGCUAUCCAUUUCCUCUCAGCCGUCUACUAAUUGCAAAGAUUAUCCAGUCCGUUAAGAAAAGAUUGAAGCCCCUCCAACGCCGAUGGCGGCGGAAGCUCCCUCAAUGUUCUCUCUAGCCUCACAGAUAUGCAAUCACAUAGCCUCCAUUUUCUCCAAACCCACUGAUCCCCAUCCACCUCCUCUAGAACUGAUGGUCACUAAUCUCUCCGCCACCGCCGCCCGGAACGGCCGUGUUUUCCUCUAUGGAGUGGGAAGGGAGGGUCUGAUGCUUAAGGCCCUAUGCAUGCGGCUCGCCCACCUUGGUCUCUCCACCCACUUUGUAUUCGACAUGACCACUCCUCCAAUCGCCUCCAACGAUCUCUUCAUCGCCUCUGCGGGACCUGGGGGAUUCUCCACCGUCGAUGCCUUGUGUUCGCUGGCAAGAUCGAAUGGUGCCAAAGUGUUACUGCUGACAGCUCAACCUGAAAGCGGGUCUUGUGUGAAGCAUGCGAGCGUGGUUUGCUACGUGCCAGCACAGACCAUGGCAAAUGAUGAAGAGGCGACAUCUCGGCCGCUGUUGCCGAUGGGAAGCGUUUAUGAGGGAGCUUUGUUUGUAUUGUUUGAGAUGGUGAUUUACAAAUUGGGUGAAGUUUUGGGACAGAGCUCAGAGACCAUCCGAUCUCGACACACCAAUCUUGAAUGAAAAUGAUAAAAAUCUGGAAGCCAUUUGUGCUCUUGUCAAGUUCCUUGUAAUGGAAAAUUUAGGAGAGAAAUUUUUAGCCAGUUUGUGUUGAUGUAUUUCCUGUGGUGCUAUUUAUGUAAUCUUUCUUCUUAGUCUUUUGCUAUGAAAUUCCGGUCUCCCUC